AUGCCUUCUCCUCAACUUAUUGCCUUUCUGGCGUCUCUAGCUGUCCUGGCUAUCGGUGGGCUCAUCUCCAAUGGCUUUAUUGUUGCAGUGAUAGUCACUGAGUGGGCUAAAAGCAGGAAACUUGAUGCUAGAGAACAACUUCUUCUGUCCCUAGGUAUGUCCAAUAUCGGCUUCUCGGGUGUUCUGUCUCCAUAUUUAAUUAAGUACUACUUAAUCUCUGACAUUAGCAGCCCCUUAAUAUUACAAACAUGCUACUUCAUUGGAACCUUUCUCACAUUCUCCCGAUUCUGGCUUACUGCCUGGCUCUGCCUCUUCUAUUAUCUCAAGAUCGUUAAGAACAACUGCUCCCUUUUUCUUUGGUGCAAGCUGAGGAUAUCACGGAUAAUACCUUGGCUUCUUGGGGGAUCUCAAGCCAUCUCCUUGCUUGCUUCCUUCUUUGCACUGCAGAGUGUGUAUAUUAAACCCCAGGGAAGCAUUACAAACAUGACGCAAGACCAGACAGAGCUUGAUUUUGCUACUAAUUUCAAAAUCUUCUUUUUGAUUACUGGUGCUGGCUGCCCGUUCCUGAUAGUUUUUCCUUGCUCAAUCAUGGUUGUAGCCUCACUCUACAGACAUGUCUACAAACUGACUGGGAAAGAAUCCAAUAUUAGGAGCCUUCAAACAGAUGCUCACACGAAGGCAGCUGGGACAGUCCUCCUCCUGCUGGUGCUUUCCAUUUCUUUUUACGUGGCAAAGAUCUUAUUUUUAACUGGCUGUAUUAACAAAGAUAUAGUUGCCAUUUCAGUGUGUGUAACAAUGAUACUAAUGUACUCCCCUGUGCAGGCUGCCCUCCUGGUGUUGGUGAAUCCCAAGCUGAAGCAGGCAGCUGCCAGGAUGCUUCCAAGAAGAAAGCCUUAA
Podarcis muralis (Common wall lizard) is the source of this 897-nucleotide messenger RNA. RefSeq names its product taste receptor type 2 member 143-like. Gene Ontology annotation, molecular function: G protein-coupled receptor activity; bitter taste receptor activity. The record is from RefSeq and is a predicted model, not a curated record. Gene Ontology annotation, cellular component: membrane. Lineage: Eukaryota; Metazoa; Chordata; Lepidosauria; Squamata; Lacertidae. Gene Ontology annotation, biological process: G protein-coupled receptor signaling pathway; detection of chemical stimulus involved in sensory perception of bitter taste; sensory perception of taste.